Messenger RNA from Aspergillus welwitschiae, 183 nucleotides. RefSeq lists its product as uncharacterized. The record is from RefSeq and is a predicted model, not a curated record. The coding region runs from base 1 to 183 and encodes 60 amino acids. Lineage: Eukaryota; Fungi; Ascomycota; Eurotiomycetes; Eurotiales; Aspergillaceae. The transcript has a single exon.
AUGAAGGCAAUAAUCAACGUCCCAAACUUCCCUCAUCUAUCAUUCGAGCAAGAUACAGGUUCCAAAACUGACCAGCCUGGGCUAUGCUCAACUGAAACCACGAUUUCCCUCGCUAGUACGCGAACGGUCAAGUUGAGAGAUAAGAUUGCCCGUUCGUUUCGACGGGUUUCCAUUCUGCCUUGA